Molecule: messenger RNA, 735 nt
Organism: Arabis nemorensis
Lineage: Eukaryota; Viridiplantae; Streptophyta; Magnoliopsida; Brassicales; Brassicaceae
Source: the annotation of a GenBank genome assembly
AUGGCGGAUGGGUACUGGAACCAGCAGAGACAGCAUCAUCAACAACCUCCAGGUGGUCCUCCGAAACGUCACCGUUCCGAUUUCGAAGCUCCACCACCGUCUGCAAUGCCUACAGGCCAUGAGAUGCACAGUGGUUAUUUUCCGAGGGACGAGGAUCAUCAUGAUGUUCCCGAUACGAGAACUAUUGGUUCAGCGUAUGAUCGAUACCUCCAGAGCGUGCAAACACCUUCUAUGUCGUUGGGAGAACCAGGUCCUCGUAAUGGUGUUGCCAUGGGAAGGCCAGGAGGUAACGGUCAACCAAUGGAUGAGUUUAUGAUGAGACGUGGUGGAGUACUCCCUCCAGACCACGGUUCAAAUGGUCGGGGUAUGGGUUUUGAUCCACUUGAAUCUGUUGAUAGGCGUAACCGUGAACCACUUCCUCUACCUCCGGAUGCAUCCAACACUCUAUACGUUGAAGGACUUCCUUCUAAUUGCUCUAGGAGGGAAGUAGCUCAUAUAUUUCGACCUUUUGUAGGAUAUAGGGAAGUGAGACUUGUGACCAAAGACUCUAAACAUCGGAAUGGAGAUCCUAUUGUUCUUUGUUUUGUUGAUUUUACAAACCCUGCCUGUGCAGCGACUGCUCUAAGCACCUUACAAGGCUAUAGAAUGGAUGAAAGCGAGCCUGAUUCCAAGUUCUUACGGCUCCAGUUUUCAAGAAAACCAGGUUCAAGACCAGGACAACGAGGAAGAAGGUGA